Molecule: messenger RNA, 1100 nt
Organism: Protobothrops mucrosquamatus (brown spotted pit viper)
Lineage: Eukaryota; Metazoa; Chordata; Lepidosauria; Squamata; Viperidae
Gene: MYO15B
Product: myosin XVB
Exons: 6
Coding region: 1-762 (253 amino acids)
Molecular function (GO): protein binding
Source: RefSeq, a predicted model, not a curated record
AUGGAUGUCAGCUCCAUCACAGAAGAAGGGAUCAAGAAAAAAAUUGUGGUGGCUGCUCGUGAUAACUGGGCCAGCUAUUUCUCCCGCCUUUUCCCAGUAAAAGGAGAAAAUGGAAGCGAUGUCCAAAUACUAGGAGUUUCUCACCGGGGUCUGCAGCUGUUGAAGAAACCCAAAGAAGCCAGUUUCAGUCCUGAACAUUUGAAGAUCCUUUGCAGCUUCAGUUAUGCAGAUGUCCUUUCUUUGGAGCUGAUCAGUCGGAAUGUCCUUCAGUUCUGUCUGAAGAAUGAGCAGCUCAUACUUCAUUCUCAAAGAGCUCAGCAGAUCAAGGCCACAGUGGAAAUCUUCCUGAAAGAACUGAAACAGGAUUCCAACUACGUCAUUGCUAUACGUAACUAUGUCACAGAUGACAAGAGCCUCUUAAAUUUCAAGAAAGGUGACUUCAUUCGACUACUUCCCAUGAAGGGGCUGGAGCCAGGUUGGCAGUUUGGCUCUAUUGGUGGGCGCUCUGGCCUUUUCCCUUCCGCAAUGGUGCAGGUUGUGGCAGCUCCCAAUUACCUCAACCUCCACAUGAAUCAACAGGAAGAAGCCCGAACAGGCUGGAAGAAAAACACACAGGAGAGAAUAGCUAACAAGGAGAACUCUGCCCCCAGCACAGAGUCAGAAGUUACCAGGCCUAGCACACCUGUAAACUCUCUUGAUAUUUGCCACUACACUAUGACGGAGUUUGCGAUGGCCCAUUUCCGAGAAGCCCAAUUCAUGUAGGUAUUCUGUAGCAAAACCCCUUUAAACAUACACUAUUGCAAUCUACUGUUUCAGUUUAAUUGCUAGCUGUGGCCCCCUAUGUAUUUCUUAUGUGAUCAUGUGGGAAAAGAUUCUUUGUUUGAUGGUUGUAACCUUGUUCAUACGUGUUGUGUGCAAAUAUUCAGACAUUAUCUAGGUGAUGUUAAUUAAUUUCUUGUUUUAAUGAAAAGAUAUACAGUAGGUUAAACAGACCAAUGAAUAAUAAUCUGGGACUGUGCUUCCCAUUCCUUUAUCAAUACAGGGAGGAUCUGCACCUUGUGGAAAACCCUUUGUGUACCACUGUCAAGUUUAUUUGGGCA